AGGGGAAGGCAAACCUCUGAGACGCAAAAAUGUUGUCUUCGACUUUCCGAAAGGCAGUUUCUCAAACGGCCAAGCAGAUUCGGAGCCUGCAUCAGUCGGCGUACCGCUCUGGGGCAGGUGGAGCUCUGUUUGUGCACAGAGACACUCCGGAGAACAACCCAGACACCCCUUUUGAAUUCACGCCCGAGAAUCUCAAGAGAGUUGAAGCAAUCAUAAAAAACUACCCAGAAGGACACAAAGCAGCGGCUACCAUCCCAGUGUUGGACCUGGCUCAGAGGCAGCACGGGUGGCUGCCCAUCUCAGCCAUGAACAAGGUAGCAGAAGUGCUGGAGGUGCCUCCUAUGAGGGUGUAUGAAGUUGCCACGUUCUACACCAUGUUCCAGCGCAAGCCUGUGGGGAAAUACCACAUUCAGAUCUGCACGACAACACCCUGCAUGCUCUGCAACUCUGACAGCAUCCUGGAGGCCAUCCAGAACAAACUUGGUAUUAAAGUUGGGGAAACUACGCCUGACAAAAUGUUCUCACUAAUAGAGGUGGAAUGCCUUGGAGCAUGUGUCAACGCACCAAUGGUCCAAAUCAAUGAUAACUAUUAUGAGGACCUUCUCCCGCAGGACAUUGAGCAAAUCAUCGAUGAGCUGAAAGCUGGUCGAGUUCCACCACCUGGGCCCAGAAACGGCCGUUUCUCCUGUGAGCCAGCAGGUGGAUUGACCUCUUUAACAGAACCUCCUACUGGACCCGGAUUUGGUGUGAGAGCUGACCUCUAAUGACCGUCAUAAAAACUUCUUCCUCAGACAGUUCACUCAGUGUACUUCAUUGGUGUACUCUGUGUUCAUGAAUAUUAGUUG
Messenger RNA from Megalops cyprinoides (Indo-Pacific tarpon), 845 nucleotides. It is a transcript of the gene ndufv2, whose product is annotated as NADH:ubiquinone oxidoreductase core subunit V2. The record is from RefSeq and is a predicted model, not a curated record. The coding region runs from base 30 to 764 and encodes 244 amino acids. The transcript is spliced from 8 exons. Gene Ontology annotation, molecular function: NADH dehydrogenase activity. NCBI's taxonomy places the organism in Eukaryota, Metazoa, Chordata, Actinopteri, Elopiformes, Megalopidae. Gene Ontology annotation, biological process: mitochondrial electron transport, NADH to ubiquinone.